AUGGAGCAUUCAGAUAAAAAUUUUCUAACGGCGAAUGUCUCAAAGCUAGGGCCAUGUUGGGUUCCUAUAUAUGAAAGCCCAGUUGGAUUUAACGUACAACAUUUUGAAGCAGCCAUGUUGAAUAUCAUCCAUCAGCCCAAUAUUAACUCAACCGUUAUUAUGAGAGCAGAUAUUUUGCGAGAAAAUGUGUUUGAUCCAGAUGAAGGUGAUACAACAUUCACCAGUAAAAUCGCAAACGAAAUCCCGGAGUUUCAAACUGAUGAUGAUUCAAAGUUGUUGUUGAGAGAUUUGAAAGAUAUCAAAGUGAGGCAGAUACCAGAUGUACCAGACAUUCAGUUUACCAAAAGGCAUGAAAUUGUCAGAAGAGUAAUUCCACGAAACCCCUUUAAAGAUUACAUAAUAAAUCAGACAUGUCUUAUGUUGACUGACAACAAAAAGAAUAGCUUGGUGGUUUACAUCCCUCACAUAGAUUCUGUGGAAGAAACACCAUACUAUUUGCCACCAGUUUAUGGAAUUGGGAUACUCUACAAUGAUUUUAAGGUUUCUGUCCAUUACUUGCCUUUUGGUUUUGAAACACCCAACGGUAAGGAGUUUACUUUAUUAAAAUCCAUGACAGAACAGGACAGACCAAUCAGAAUAGCAUUAAGAUUAUUGAGCACGGCCACUAAACAUUCUCAGGGUAGGAAGGCAGGUUAUGAAAAAAGAGUAAAUCAUGAUCUAGUGGUACCCCAAACCAAUUUCCAAAACCAAUAUAUCACAUUGAAAAAGAAAUACCUGGAUUAUUUCAUGAACAAUUGGGGCGAGUCUACUGAUCCAAGGAAGCAUGUAUUUGAAGAUAUCGCCAUUGCUGCAUUCAUAAUAGAAUAUUGGAAACUAAAUAGUUUUGAGCCGGAAAAGUUUGAAUUUCGUGAUUUGGGUUGUGGGAAUGGUUUGUUAGUUCAUAUAUUGAUACUGGAAGGAUACAAAGGAAAGGGAAUUGAUGCAAGAGCAAGAAAAUCUUGGGCAUUAUAUCCGUCUGAAGUACAGAAUUGUCUUUUGGAGCAAAUUAUCGUCCCCCAAAUUUUACUUGACCAACAGCCAAUGCCAUCAGAUGUUGCCGCUUCAAUUCAAAAACAGCAAAUAUCCACUACAGCAGAGUUCCCUAAAAAUACUUUUAUUAUUGGCAAUCAUUCGGAUGAGUUAUCCUGCUGGGUUCCCUUGCUAGGGUACCCGUUUAUUGUGAUACCGUGCUGCUCUUUUGGCAUAAAUGGAGUCAGAAAGCGGUACCCACCAAGAAAGAAUAUGGCAUAUAAAACACCGCCUUCCACAUACAAAGCGUUGGUGGACCAUGUCGAAGAUAUAGCACUCAUGAAUGGCUGGCUAGUACAGAAGGAAAUGUUACGUAUUCCAAGUACCCGAAAUGCUGCUAUUAUGAGCUGCAAAAAAAUACCCGUGCUAACUAAUGAACCAGAGCAUAUUAAAAGAAUACGUCUAUUGGAUAUAAUUGCAUUAGAAGGUGGGGCAGAUGGCUGGGUUGAGAACUCGAUUAAUUUAAUGAAGAGCGAACCAAAAAUGCAUUAA
This is a messenger RNA of Candida albicans SC5314, 1560 nucleotides long. RefSeq names its product tRNA (uracil) methyltransferase. The record is from RefSeq and is a predicted model, not a curated record. The coding region runs from base 1 to 1560 and encodes 519 amino acids. Gene Ontology annotation, molecular function: tRNA (uridine) methyltransferase activity. Lineage: Eukaryota; Fungi; Ascomycota; Pichiomycetes; Serinales; Debaryomycetaceae. The transcript has a single exon. Gene Ontology annotation, biological process: tRNA methylation.